AUCAUUUUCAAGUUAAAGAUAGACACAGUGCACACCAGGAUCUAGGAGCUGGAUUUCAAACUCAUAUCUGUCCCUAGGAUUUCAGGGAGUUCUGUUAUGAUCUCUGCGGCAAUUAACAAUUUGGUUAAAAUUUGCUCUUCCAGUGAAUGUGCUAAGAAUUCAUGUAAGUUCUGGAUGUACUGGAAUUAAAAGGAUUAAGAGAUCAUGGUGUAUGCACUCUAGGAUAUAUAGGAUUUACAAAUCCCUGGAUGAAGCACUUGGGGAGUCUUUAAAUGCCAUAAUCAACAGCCAUUUCAAAGAAAAUAAUAUAGAUGGUUUUGGAAAAUUCAUGCUGUUUCUUCACGGAAUUUUAGAAUGAUUGAAGAUAGUGGGAAAAGAGGAAAUACCAUGGCAGAAAGAAGACAGCUGUUUGCAGAGAUGAGGGCUCAAGAUCUGGAUCGCAUCCGACUCUCCACCUACAGAACAGCAUGCAAGCUUAGAUUUGUUCAGAAGAAAUGCAAUUUGCACCUGGUGGACAUUUGGAAUGUCAUAGAAGCAUUGCGGGAAAAUGCUCUGAACAACCUGGACCCAAACAUAGAGCUCAAUGUGGCCCGCCUGGAGGCUGUGCUCUCCACCAUUUUUUACCAGCUUAACAAACGGAUGCCAACCACUCACCAAAUCCAUGUGGAGCAGUCCAUCAGCCUCCUGCUCAACUUCCUGCUUGCAGCCUUUGAUCCGGAAGGCCAUGGUAAAAUUUCAGUAUUUGCUGUCAAAAUGGCUUUAGCGACAUUGUGUGGAGGGAAGAUCAUGGACAAAUUAAGAUAUAUUUUCUCAAUGAUUUCUGACUCCAGUGGAGUGAUGGUUUAUGGACGGUACGACCAAUUCCUCCGGGAAGUUCUCAAACUACCCACAGCAGUUUUUGAAGGCCCUUCAUUUGGUUACACAGAACAAUCAGCUAGAUCCUGUUUCUCCCAACAGAAAAAAGUCACGUUAAAUGGUUUCUUGGACACGCUCAUGUCAGAUCCUCCCCCUCAGUGUCUGGUCUGGUUGCCUCUCCUGCAUCGACUGGCAAAUGUAGAAAAUGUCUUCCAUCCGGUUGAAUGUUCCUACUGCCACAGUGAGAGUAUGAUGGGAUUUCGCUACCGAUGCCAACAGUGUCACAAUUACCAACUCUGUCAGGACUGCUUCUGGAGGGGGCAUGCUGGUGGUUCCCAUAGCAACCAGCACCAAAUGAAAGAGUACACGUCAUGGAAAUCACCUGCAAAGAAGCUAACCAAUGCAUUAAGCAAGUCCCUGAGCUGCGCUUCCAGCCGUGAACCUUUGCACCCCAUGUUUCCGGAUCAGCCUGAGAAGCCACUCAACUUGGCUCACAUUGUGCCUCCCAGACCUGUAACCAGCAUGAACGACACCCUGUUCUCCCACUCUGUUCCCUCCUCAGGAAGUCCUUUUAUUACCAGGAGGUUACCUGAGGGGAUAAGUGCACCCAGCCCUGUGGCUGAAGAGCAUUCGCUCAUUAAGCUGUAUGUAAAUCAGCUUGACCACAGCACACGCUCUCCUCCCAAGGACAGUGAAGUAGAGCAGAACAAAAUGCUGGCUAGGGCUGCUCCAGCUUUGCUGAAGGGCAAAGGGAUACAGUACAGCCUGAAUGUGGCAGACAGGCUAGCCGAUGAACAUGUUCUCAUCGGGCUGUAUGUCAACAUGCUCCGGAACAACCCAUCAUGUAUGCUUGAGAGUUCAAACCGGCUUGAUGAAGAGCACAGGCUGAUCGCCAGGUACGCAGCAAGACUGGCAGCAGAAUCCUCCUCAUCUCAGCCAACUCAGCAGAGAAGUGCUCCUGACAUCUCCUUCACCAUUGAUGCAAAUAAGCAACAAAGGCAGCUGAUUGCAGAACUAGAAAACAAGAACAGAGAAAUCUUACAGGAGAUCCAGAGGCUGCGACUAGAACAUGAGCAAGCUUCUCAGCCCACACCAGAGAAGGCGCAGCAAAACCCCACCCUGCUGGCAGAGCUCCGGCUCCUCAGACAACGCAAGGAUGAGCUGGAACAGAGAAUGUCUGCUCUCCAGGAGAGCCGAAGAGAGUUAAUGGUCCAAUUGGAAGGUCUCAUGAAGCUACUAAAGACCCAGGGGGCAGGCUCUCCGCGCUCCUCCCCCAGCCACACCAUCAGCAGGCCGAUCCCCAUGCCCAUCCGGUCCGUGUCCACCUGCUCCACCCCGACGCAUGCGCCUCAGGACUCUCUCACAGGGGUCGGGGGAGAUGUACAGGAGGCAUUUGCACAAAGUUCAAGAAGAAAUUUAAGGAAUGAUUUGCUAGUGGCAGCAGAUUCCAUCACUAAUACCAUGUCCUCUCUCGUCAAAGAGCUGAAUUCUGAGGUGGGCAGUGAAAUGGAAAGUAACGUGGAUUCUGAAUUUGCACGGACUCAGUUUGAGGAUCUGGUUCCAUCGCCAACCUCUGAAAAGGCUUUUCUAGCUCAAAUCCACGCCCGAAAACCUGGGUACAUUCACGGAGGCCCCACCACAAGCACCAUGCGUAGUGACAUAGUUACAGAAGAUGGGGAUCCCUACGUGCGGCCUGAGGACGAGAACUACGAGAACGACUCUGUCCGGCAGUUGGAGAAUGAGCUGAAGAUGGAGGAAUACCUGAAACAGAAGCUGCAGGACGAAGCCUACCAGGUCAGCUUGCAAGGUUGAAUGCAAUAUCCUUUUAUCACUCUCCUCUCAAGCAAGCGAUAGUCAGACAGAUGAUAAGAUGAGAACUGGUGAUGAUGGAGAGCACUGCACCCAGACAGAGGAAGACGGCAGCCUGGCAGCAGCCUCACCGGAGAGAGGAGCCACCACACCCAGCAGCUCCUGACAAACCCCCACCCCCUAAAGAUGUGUUCUGAUGCCUCUAGUGCAGCUAAUUUUUUUUGUUCUCUUAAGAUUUGUAGUUCAUAGGUGUGUGUUUUAGAAGGGGAAAAAAAAAAGACUUCUGUUCAAAGCUAAUUUAUCCACUACAUCUUCUGUAACAUGGCUCAUCCCUGGUUAAAAACAAACCAACACAGGCUGAGAACCAUGCUGCUGUUACACACGAUGGCAGUAUUAACAAGCAUUUUAAACCUUUGCACAUGAUAUUGAACCUGUUCAGUUUACAAUGACAAUAUUAAUACUGUUUAUAGCUAGAAGUUUGAUUUCUGGAUUCUUUGAGAUUUUAGCAAAACAGUAUAUUAUACACUGGACCUUUCUUUUUUUUCCCAUAACAAUUGGAAAAAAACAACCACUUGCAAACAUUCAUAAAUCCUGAAGGGUCCCGUUCCUGAGUGUACAAGCUCAGAAUCUGGAAGCCAAGACAGAUCCUUGGCUUGCAGUUGACCCCAAAAGACUUUGUGAGCAGUGAUUUGAACCCAUCAUUAGAAAUAAUCCACUCUUAGGGGCUUCUUUCCAACUUUGGGUUGUUUUCUUUCAAGAUACUCUAACAAGUCAGCCAUAGAAUUUAGUGUAAAUAUUUUUUCCAAAUAAUCAUAUUCAAAAAAAAGACAACAUUCAAAUUAUAUAGAAUCUAGUUUUUAAAAUCAGCACAGAUCUUCUUAAAAACUGUGAACUAUGUUUUGAAAUACUCGUUACUAAAGCUGUUUAUAAACCACAGGUGCCAUAAGAUCCCCAAACGGACUAAAGUUAUCUAUGCUCUUCCAUGGUCUUGUUCCUCUCGGUUUAGCUUUAGGAAGCAUGUCUUUAACAGCACCGCUCAUUCACAAGCUCCCCUAUCAGGUCACGGAGGCCUUCAGCUUUAAAUGUACAGGCUUAAAGUGCGCUUGCAAAACGUCGCUCUCCUUUUAUUUCUGAAUGUCGAUUGCCUUAGCUGGCCACCUGGUGUUCUGCAUGCAGCGUUCUGUGGUCACGUGAAAGGAGGACAGGCUCUUCUAUAUUAAGCUGGGAUUUUUGCACUCAGUGAAAAAAUAACUAAUGUGCAAAAGAACUGCAAAGACAAGAGGAUAAAAGUCUAUUGAUGGUCCUUAGGAGGGCCCUCUUCAGAAAGAACUAAAGACCGUCCCCUCCCCUCACUUUGGGAUUCUGGGGAAAAUGGAAAAGCAAUCUUCUGUUUGUUUCAAGAUUUGGUGGGGGAUAAAAGCCUGCAGCAUAUUGGAUAUAUUCAUACUUAAAUGAGCAGCUUCUCUGGAAUUCCUGUAGAACAGUGGUUCUCAAACUAUGUUCCCCAGAUCAGCAGUAUCAGCAUCACCUGGGAAUGUCUUAGCAACGCAAAUUCUUAGGCCCCAGCCCAUGCCUACCGAAUCAGAAAUGAUGGGGAUGGGGCCUAGCAAUCUGUGUUUUAAUCAGCCCUCCAGGCAAUUCUGAUGCAUGCUAAAGGUUGAAACUACUGCUUUAGAAUUCAGUUGUAUAGUAAAGUCUCCAGAAAGGUCUUAUAAGUAGGAAAGGCUCUGAGUCAACCUCAAAGCUUCAGCGAUUCCAUUUUGCUUCCAAGGUUUGCAAAACCUCCCACCCCACAUACCUGGUCUGUAGUUGGUAGGUGUCAGCUGAGAAUACUCAUUCCAAUAUUUUUAAGCUCCGCUAGCAGAGGGCCAUCAGAUGUUUAUGCCUCUGCAUUUGGUCAGAAACCAUCUCCUUGGCUGCCCUUCACAACAAAAUCGCUUGCCUUGGGGAUAGUAAAGUGAUUAACUGGCAUCAGUGAGGACCCCACCCUGUCCCUGGAUGUACUUAAUCAUACUUCCCUCCAGAGAACCCGCCUAAACAAAUGUCCCUGAGCACAGGCUAACACCAAAGUGGCACGACUGCACAGUUCUCAGAUUUCUUUGCACAGAUGAAUUUUAUUGCGGGUUUUGUCAGUGUGUUGAUGUUCAUCUCUCUUCCCCUGCCCAUCCUCUGUGAAACCAUACCUCUCUAGAUGGAGCAGGUGGCCAUUGGUGCCUCAUACUCAGUACUGAAAACCACUACAUCCCAGCUACCUACAUUGCUGUCAGUUCGCAACCAGAGCCAGGUGGUUCUUGAACUCAGAACUCAGACCCUGCAAGUGGCACUUCUGCCACUGGCUGGACUGAGCUGACAUAUGUUGUCUCUUUGUGUUUUGACAUCAAAACGUCUGUCUGAGGUUUGAACGGUUCUGCUAAAAACCUUCCCCCUUGUCAUAGCUCUCAUGGCCUACCAACUCCAUAACCCAUCGUUCAAAGCCAUUGCAAGGACUCUGGAAACUGCCGCCCAUGACCAAUUUCUGACUAACCAGCCACCUUUUCUUUCUCUUAGCUCCACGUCAGCACUGAGACCAGACUCAAGCACCCCUGUCCUGUAACCGAGACAAAAUGGCGUGUGUUGUUUUGGGUUUUUGUGGUUUUUGGUGGGUUUCUUUCCGUGGCUCUCCAAAUUUAUUUUUGGGGUCUGUUCUAAGU
Messenger RNA from Marmota monax (woodchuck), 5354 nucleotides. RefSeq names its product dystrobrevin alpha (gene Dtna). Gene Ontology annotation, cellular component: synapse; plasma membrane. Gene Ontology annotation, biological process: synaptic signaling. Bases 355 to 2667 code for a protein of 770 amino acids. The record is from RefSeq and is a predicted model, not a curated record. NCBI's taxonomy places the organism in Eukaryota, Metazoa, Chordata, Mammalia, Rodentia, Sciuridae. The transcript has 24 exons. Gene Ontology annotation, molecular function: zinc ion binding.